UUAAAACUCUGUACACACGCUUUCUCCUUCUCUGUCCAUCAUCUUCCCAUUUUUAUUUCUCCGAUUAUUAUUUUUUAAUUUAACCGGCGAUGGCGUCAACGUCGGCCGAGAUCGAGCAAUUGACUUCCGGCGCGAGCAAUCGGAUAAUCCCGAUACUGAAAACGCUUCGCAAGUGCUUCAUCUUCGUCCUCUCCCUCUUCCUUUCUCUCCUCCUCCUUCUCCGUCCCCGCCGCCGCGUUUUGCCUCUUCCGUCGCCGGAGGAGGAGGCGAGUCCCGCUGCUCCUUCGAGGCGAUGGAGGCGGAAGAUGGCGUGGAAGCUGGAGGAAGAAGACACGGCUAGGCGCCGUUCGUUGGCGGAAGGCGUUGAGAUCGGCGAAAUCGAUUCUCGUUGGAGUAGUUUCUUGUUCUACGGUCGCCGUGGUAACGCUCUGUUCUCUCGGUCGUGGUUGCCUCUUUCCGGUGAGCUUAGGGGGAUUUUGAUUAUUAUCCAUGGAUUGAAUGAACACAGUGGGAGAUAUUCUCAAUUCGCUAAGCAGCUGAACGCGAGUAACUUUGGUGUAUACGCUAUGGAUUGGAUUGGUCACGGUGGGAGUGAUGGUUUACAUGGCUAUGUUCCUUCUCUUGAUUACGUUGUUUCAGACACCGAAGCUUUCUUGGAGAAGAUUAGGUCCGAGAAUCCGGGCGUCCCAUGUUUCCUCUUUGGUCACUCUACCGGUGGAGCUGUGGUCUUGAAGGCGGCUUCAUCUCCCUCUAUUGAAGAUAUGUUAGCUGGUAUUGUCCUAACAUCGCCUGCACUUCGUGUCAAACCCGCUCAUCCUAUUGUCGGGGCGAUAGCUCCAAUCUUCUCGUUGGUGGCUCCAAGGUUCCAAUUCAAAGGAGCAAACAAGAGAGGCAUUCCCGUGUCAAGAGACCCUGAAGCUCUCUUAGCCAAGUACUCUGAUCCGUUAGUCUACACCGGUCCAAUAAGAGUCCGAACAGGCCAUGAGAUUCUCCGCAUAACAGCUUACUUGACCCGGAACUUCAAAUCCAUUACAGUUCCGUUCUUUGUCCUCCACGGCACAGAGGACAAAGUAACUGAUCCACUGGCGUCGCAAGACUUGUAUAACCAGGCCCCAUCAGUGUUUAAAGACAUCAAACUCUAUGAAGGUUUCUUACACGACCUUCUCUUUGAACCUGAGCGUGAGGAAGUUGGUCUUGAUAUCAUAGAUUGGAUGAUGAAGCGGCUCGAUGAUGUUAAUGGAUCAGUCGCUGGCCUUUGGUGAAAGAUCAGAGGAGACAUCAGAUAUGUCUUCUUGUUGUUUAGAUAGUUGUGAUACAAAUGGUGUGAUUGUAAAAUCAGAAACCAAAGUGCAGGAGAUACAUAUAUUAUCUAUGAAUUGUUUCAUUUUGUUGUUUG
This is a messenger RNA of Brassica oleracea var. oleracea, 1396 nucleotides long. RefSeq names its product caffeoylshikimate esterase. Gene Ontology annotation, molecular function: lipase activity. Gene Ontology annotation, cellular component: membrane. NCBI's taxonomy places the organism in Eukaryota, Viridiplantae, Streptophyta, Magnoliopsida, Brassicales, Brassicaceae. The coding region runs from base 90 to 1262 and encodes 390 amino acids. The record is from RefSeq and is a predicted model, not a curated record. The transcript is spliced from 7 exons.